GUCAAAAUGGCCCUAAAACACUGUUUAUAUUAUACUUUAGUCGUAUUAGUAACAGUGAGUUCGUCAGCGGCGUUAUUUUUUCCAUCUGAUACUGCGAUUGGUGUAAGGAAAGCCUCAAGAUGGAACAUACCAUGGCUCGGCAUAGGAGUUUGGUGCAAUGGCUGCCCCCCGAGGGGCUGUGAAGACGACGAGGCUAUUAUACACGGGUACUGCUGUGGAUGUGCUUAUAAUUCAGAUAAUCUCCCAGUUCUGUGUCCUGAAUUUCUACAAUGUCCACUAAAUUUACAUGGUCUGUGCCACGAUUACGAGUACAUGAUGAGGUGUUGUUGCUGAGCUGUUUACUAAAAUUAAAAGAUUGAGAAAUAUUGACUGGUCCGCCAAAUUUUAUAUCUGUUUUGUAGAAAUAAAGUUUCAAAAUACGAACUUUCUCAAAACCAAAUUGUAUGCAUUUAUUUUUAAGGAACAUCUGAAUUUACUGUUAUUAUAAUAUUAAAAAUAAAACACCCUUUUAUAGCAUACUGUUUUAAUUUCUAAGAAACCCUUAAUACAGAAUUACAGUGGGUUAGCAGUAAGUAAACUGAAAAUUUCACAUAAUAACAAGUACAAAAAUAAUGAUACUCGAGGAGUUAAUCACGAUCAAAUUAAUAAAAUAAGUCCAAUAUUUUAAAUAACAAUCUCAUAAUAAACAUUACUGGGAAAAUUAAGUCCAUAUAAUUUAUAUUUGUACAGGGACUGAUAUUUAAAACAUUGUACUAAGUAUAUAAACUUCACUAUCACAUUAUUGCAGUAAUUUGAUAAUGUCUUUUAAUUAAUACUAUGAUCCCACUUGAAGUUAACCGAUGGCUACGUACGUUUACAAUACAUAUUAUUAUCUAUGCUAAGGCCCAUUUGCUUUAUGAACAGUUUUGUGUUAAAGGUUAGUUAGAAUAAACUCUAACACAAAACCCUAGUAAAGCACAACCUCAGUAUGCAUCACUAUAAAUAAAUAUUCUAUAUGGAAUAACACCCAGUGCUUAGUA
This is a messenger RNA of Aricia agestis (brown argus), 1019 nucleotides long. RefSeq lists its product as uncharacterized. The transcript has 3 exons. The coding region runs from base 7 to 333 and encodes 108 amino acids. NCBI's taxonomy places the organism in Eukaryota, Metazoa, Arthropoda, Insecta, Lepidoptera, Lycaenidae. The record is from RefSeq and is a predicted model, not a curated record.